Molecule: messenger RNA, 948 nt
Organism: Chrysochloris asiatica (Cape golden mole)
Lineage: Eukaryota; Metazoa; Chordata; Mammalia; Afrosoricida; Chrysochloridae
Gene: SPATA4
Product: spermatogenesis associated 4
Exons: 6
Coding region: 40-948 (302 amino acids)
Biological process (GO): negative regulation of execution phase of apoptosis; regulation of cytoskeleton organization
Cellular component (GO): axoneme
Molecular function (GO): microtubule binding
Source: RefSeq, a predicted model, not a curated record
CCCUUCAACUACUGUUGCCAUAGAAACCCAGAAAGCGACAUGGCUGCCGCCGGCCUGCAAAAAAGAUGUUUGACACAGCCGGCGGCAGCCUUAAUCAAGUCAACGUCACUUUCGCCAAAUCCAGCAGCUCCCAUCCGAGGGAAGCCUAAGAAGGGUCUGGUCUAUCCUCAACUCCCAAAAAGAUCCCGCCUGUCUCGGUCCGUUCUGCGUUGGCUCCAAGGACUGGAUCUCACCUUCUUUCCCAGGAAUAUCAGCAGAGAUUUUUCAAAUGGCUUCCUGAUUGCAGAAAUAUUCACUAUAUAUUUCCCCUGGGACCUUAAAUUGUCAUUCUUUGAAAAUGGAACCUCUUUAAAAGUCAAGUUGGAUAACUGGGCACAGUUGGAGAAGUUCCUAGCAAGAAAAAAAUUAAAGUUACCUAAAGAACUUAUCCAUGGUACCAUUCACUGUAAACCUGGAGUACCUGAAAUACUGAUACAAGAGAUCUACACUUUGUUGACACAUCGAGAAAUUAAAAGUAUCCAGGAUGACCUUGUGAAUUUCACUGACUAUAGUUACCAGAUGCGUUUGCCCCUGGUUCCCAGGUCUACAGUUUCAAAGUCUAUUAAAGAUAACAUUCGAUUAUCAGAAUUACUAAGCAAUCCCAACACACUCAGCAAUGAACUUAAAGUAGAGUUCCUCUUCCUUUUACAAAUGUUGCAAAGAAAAUUAAGCAGAAAAUUGAAUCCAAAAUGGUUUGAGGUCAAACCUACAGUGGGAGAACUUACUCUCCAUCAUCUUCCAGCUCAACCCACUCAGAGGCUUAGAAAUUCAAUGAGUAAAAGUGAGAUCAUUGCUCCUACUGUGUGUAAUGGUGGUAAUCUACUUAGAGAAAUUCAAGUAAAACAAGCUGAAAAACAGAAUUUUGAGUCCAUUACAAAAUGUACAGGAUAUAAGAAGAAGAAAACUUAA